Panicum hallii is the source of this 1775-nucleotide messenger RNA. RefSeq lists its product as uncharacterized. The record is from RefSeq and is a predicted model, not a curated record. Bases 140 to 1687 code for a protein of 515 amino acids. The transcript is spliced from 2 exons. NCBI's taxonomy places the organism in Eukaryota, Viridiplantae, Streptophyta, Magnoliopsida, Poales, Poaceae.
UCUGCCGCAAGAAUCUGGAGCUCUCUAGCUAUACAAGGGAGUACGUGGCCACAAGCUAAGAAAGGAUGUGCUUCGUUCUCUUCUGCCCAGCUGUAACUUGCUUAUUGGAGAGGAUUCAGAUAGCUUGACGGUUUGGAUCAUGGAACCCGCUGCAGCAUGGGGACCUUAUUGCCAUCAGUUUCAGCUGUCGAACUGGACUGUAGAAGAACCAGCUGCCGGCCUCCCGGUGGAGUAUGCGUCCAUCGACAUACCUGGUACCUGUGGCCUCCAAGCAUAUGUGCCUGAAUCUAGCGGAGGGCAGCAACUGGUUGAGUACAAUUACUAUCAUGCCGCCUCCAACUCCAAGCAUAUGUCUCAGCAGGUUGGUGAUGUUGAUGGGGAAGCGAAGAUCUCGAACGACAGUCAUGCUAGGAGUGUGGUCAGGCAAGUACUGGGCGAAUUUAAGGAUGAUAUCGGCAUGACGAUGGCAAAGAUGCAUAGAUACCCAGCAUGCCUUGGAGCUGUAGACAAAUGCUAUACCAGUCCGAGGAUUGUGGCCAUCGGACCCUACUACCACCAUCGCCUUGACCACCUCAAGCAGGCGGAGAAGGUGAAGCACGCGGCUGCCUGCCACUGCGUCAAGAGAUCGGGCCGCUUACUGGAGGAGCUGUAUGAAGCGGUUGUCCCCAUCGCGGACGCUGCCCGCCGCCUCUACGACAAGGAUGUAAUGGCAGGUAUCAGCUAUGACAACUUCCGGCAUAUGAUGUUCUUUGAUGCUUGCUUCUUGGUGCAGUACAUGCUUAUGCGGGGCCGCACUGAAGUAAUAGAUGAGAGCUUGAGCAGUUUCAUGAGCCCUAACCGCAUUGACAUCUUUCAUGACAUUAUGCUGCUUGAGAACCAACUCCCAUGGGAGGUGGUUGAAAUCGUCAUGAGCUUCAUGCCCGUGCCCAUGUCAUUGAUAUCCAAGAAGUUUGUUGCUAGAAUGAGACACUGUAUGCUGCCGGACGACCGUCAUGAGCCUCUACAACAAAAGCCUUUUAUCUGGUAUGAAGGCUACAAACCGCCGCAUCUCCUUGGCCUCCUCCGGCACUACAUUGUAGGGAAAAGCGACGUUGACUACCCCGCGUCGAUGCCCAAGAACAUAGCGUUUUCUGUCAGUGCCAUGGAGCUUGCGGAGAUCGGCAUCACGCUCACAGCAAACAAGACGACGGAGCUCGUUGACAUGCGGCUCAUCAAUAAGGUAGGGACCCUCUUCGCCGAGCUCUCCCUGCCGCCGCUGUCCCUGGACCGUGACUGUGCAAGCUACCUCGUCAACAUGGUGGCUCUCGAGCUAUGCACGGUCAAAAGUUUUUCAGAAGUCAAGGCAAGUUACUCUGCCGUCUGCUCCUACAUUCUGCUCCUGGCCAUGCUGGUAUACAGGGAGGAGGACGUCCACGAGCUACGUGCGAGGGGUAUCCUGCAAGGAGGGGGAGGGCUCACCAACAAGGAGGCGCUCCGCUUCUUCACGAGCUUCCAGGGUCUGCGCUUUGGGCCAUACUACUACCAUAUCAUGCUACAGAUCGAGAGUUACAGGGACAGGAGCCGGAUGAAGACCAAGUUGCUGACGUUAAUUCACAACCACAAGAAAACCAUCGCCACGGUUGUCACCGGCAUUGGUGCUGUUGGUGGGAUCAUAGCGACUCUCCUGUCUAUCAAAAAGAGCCUCUAAUUGUUAAUUUCCUCGGUAGCUAUAUAAGAUGUCAUGUAUGUUAAUUUUCAGUAAAAUUCUGGCUCCAUAUUAAUAUUUUGAUUCUUGA